AACUACAUCUGUGAGCUAACACGUGUCUGAUAGUAGUUGUCACUUUCUUAUCCGCUUCUAUACAGUCCACUACUGAUCGGGAAAAAGAUGGCGACUAUGGCAGCCAUUGUCGCUCCCUUCUCCUUUUCCUCAUUGUUAUACUCGUCUCCUUCCUCACAAACUUCUUGCUCUUUCAUACAAAGACCUCGAUUCUCUUUCUCCUGCCGCGCCUCAUUAUCGUCGCCACCGCAACACGGUGGCCCAACUGGUUUUAUGGACUUCCCGUACGUCUCCGCCCCACACAAAGCUCUUAUGGUAGAUCUAGUAUCCACCGUCGAAAGUCGGCUCGGUUCUUUACUUAAUCCUUGCAGCCUCCCGCCUGAUGUACAGUCUUAUCAGAAUGAAACCGGAACAGCUCAUGCUGCUCUCCAUCUCAGAUCAGGCGUCCAAUCCUCUCAGAUUGAUUUCAUAUUGGGAAGUUGGCUUCACUGCGAGUUACCAUCAGGAGGAGCUUUGAACAUCACAAGCCUGUCAGCCUAUCUAAACUCAUCAACCGAUGCACCCAACCUGUUAGUAGAGCUAAUACAAAGCACUCCGACAUCAAUAGUUCUAAUUCUCGAUCUCCCUCACAGAAAGGAACUCGUAUUAAACCCUGAGUAUCUCAAAACAUUCUAUGAAGACACUCAAUUGGAUCAACACAGACAACACCUCCAGAAGCUCUCAGAGGUCACACCUUACUUCUCUUCAUCUCUUUACAUCCGUUCAGUUGUCUCUCCCACUGCAAUCCUGGUGCGUAUAGAAACAGAACAGCUGGAGGAAAUGAUUGAAACUCAUGUCACUCCGAUUGCAAAACAAGUGUUGAAAACUUGGUUAGAUGUUUGUGCUUUUGGGGAGAGGGUAGUGGGUGAAAGUGAUAGGGUUUAUUUGAAAAAGAGAGAUGAAAUGAGCAAAAAAAAGACCAUUGAAAUCGAUCUGGGUUCAAGUUUGCCAAGGUUGUUUGGCGAAGAAACUGCAAAACGUGUACUCGAAGCUCUCAGGGAGGUUUUCUAAUUCUGUUAGGAAUUGUUAGUAUCGGUUUGAGAAGGAUUUAUUUAUUACUUUAUAAAAAUAAAAAUGUCUCAUAGUCUA
Messenger RNA from Lactuca sativa (garden lettuce), 1107 nucleotides. It is a transcript of the gene ACD2, whose product is annotated as accelerated cell death 2 (ACD2). Gene Ontology annotation, cellular component: chloroplast. Gene Ontology annotation, molecular function: red chlorophyll catabolite reductase activity. Gene Ontology annotation, biological process: chlorophyll catabolic process. The record is from RefSeq and is a predicted model, not a curated record. Lineage: Eukaryota; Viridiplantae; Streptophyta; Magnoliopsida; Asterales; Asteraceae.